UGAUAGUAUGAUUGUUUUAGGUCAAUUAAUUUAACUUUCGUAGCAGUUGAUUAUAUGUAACAUUUUAAAGUGUAAUUUAAUCGUAAACAUUUGUGAAUACAGUUCCGCUUAUUUCCUGCGGCGACCUAUUAAACGAUCUGCGCACGGAUAUUGCGCGCUCGCAUAUAGUGCCGUUAAAUUUAUAGGAUCACCUUGACACGGUUGCUUGGCGUCAGAAGCAUCAUUUGCUGCGGACGGUCCUUUGGAGAAUACUUGCCAGCUCAGCUCUCCUCAUGCCGCACUGUAAGCCUCAGGACAUGGGCACAGCCUUCAUCCAGACCCAGCAGCUUGGCGCUGCCAUGGCUGACACCUUCCUAGACCACAUGUGCCUGCUGGACAUCGACUCAGAGCCCACCACUGCCCGCAACACUGGCAUCAUCUGCACCAUCGGACCAGCCUCCCGCUCAGUGGACAUGUUGAAGGAGAUGAUCAAGUCUGGAAUGAACAUCGCUCGCUUGAACUUCUCCCAUGGCUCCCAUGAGUACCAUGGAGAGACUAUAAAGAACAUCCGUGAGGCAUGUGAGAGUUUCAAGCCGGGCAGUAUCCAGUACCGGCCAAUAAGCAUUGCUCUGGACACCAAGGGCCCUGAGAUCAGGACUGGACUCAUCAAAGGGAGUGGCACAGCUGAGGUGGAGCUGAAGAAGGGCAACAUAAUCAGGUUGACCCUGGACGACAGCUACAUGGAGAACUGUGAUGAGAACAACCUGUGGCUGGACUACAAGAACAUUACCAAGGUGGUGGAGGUGGGCAGCAAGGUGUACAUUGACGAUGGCCUCAUCUCCCUCCAAGUCCAGGAGAUUGGCGCUGACUACCUGCUAUGUGAGAUUGAGAACGGGGGCACUCUGGGCAGCAAGAAGGGUGUGAACCUGCCGGGUGCGGCUGUGGACCUGCCCGCUGUGUCUGAGAAGGACAUCAGCGACCUGCAGUUCGGUGUGGAGCAGGGUGUGGACAUGGUCUUUGCCUCUUUCAUCCGCAAAGCAGAUGAUGUGCACGAGGUCAGGAAGGUGCUGGGAGAGAAGGGCAAGAACAUCAAGAUCAUCAGCAAGCUGGAGAACCACGAGGGAGUGCGCAGGUUUGAUGAGAUCAUGGAGGCCAGUGAUGGUAUCAUGGUUGCUCGUGGUGACCUGGGUAUCGAGAUCCCCACAGAGAAGGUCUUCCUUGCCCAGAAGAUGAUGAUUGGACGCUGCAACAGAGCUGGCAAGCCAAUCACCUGCGCAACACAGAUGUUGGAGAGCAUGAUCAAGAAGCCCCGGCCCACACGUGCAGAGGGCAGCGAUGUGGCCAACGCUGUUCUGGAUGGAGCUGACUGCAUCAUGCUGAGCGGAGAGACUGCGAAGGGAGACUACCCUCUUGAGGCAGUACGCACACAGCACAAGAUUGCUCGUGAGGCGGAGGCGGCCAUGUUCCACCGCCAGGUGUUUGAGGACCUGCGCCGAUGCACGCCCCCCUCCACCGACCCGGCCGAGGCCAUCGCCAUCGGGGCCGUGGAAGCCUCCUUUAAAAUCCUGGCCUCGGCUUUCGUAGUGCUCACUGGCUCUGGCAGGUCUGCCCACCUGAUCUCCCGCUACCGUCCCCGUGCCCCCAUCAUUGCCGUGACCCGUAAUGGGCAGACUGCCCGCCAGGCCCACCUGUACCGUGGCAUCUUCCCCGUGUUUUACAACAAACCCGCUCACGACGUCUGGGCAGAGGAUGUGGACCUCCGAGUCAACUUCGCCAUGGAUGUUGGCAAAGCUCGAGGAUUCUUCAAGGCCGGUGACGUCGUCAUCGUGCUUACCGGCUGGCGUCCAGGCUCCGGUUACACCAACACCAUGCGUGUGGUUCCUGUGCCCUAGACAUCAUUGGACAGCCCUUUUACUCCUCCCCUCCCUUCUUUCCUUCCUCUCCUCCAUGCAAGUAGGCCUGGUAGAAGGGUACAUCUGUCGGUGAGGUCUCCCUGGCCUGGUUCCCCCUUUAAAGGGCCAGUUUUGGCAGCAGUUCUUCUCAGUCUGCUGAGUGGUUGUUUUGUGUUUGCAUUCUCGUCUUUUUUUUUUUUUUGGCGCAGGUGCCAACCAACACACACACAGUCCUUCAUUCCUGUUCGGUCACACGCGCAUCACUUCUUGCACGCCUAACCACUUUACACUUGACGGACCUAAGCCUGGGAGUCGGGGCUGCCUCUCUGUGCGCCCGUCACAGUAAGCCAGGGGCCGAGCCACUCAGCUGCCGCCCCUGCCCACACCACGCUGCUGGUCAUAGAACAAGCUGUGGCUCAUUGAAACAAAAAUGACUCCUUGUAUGGCUUUUGUCUGCACUUUCCAGCACCAUGACAGAGGGACCUGUAGUACCUGUAGUGGGGUGUUUUUUUUUUUUUGUUUUUGUUUUUUUGUUCCUUUGUGUGCGCUUAUUACUUUUGUGCAUUCUUCCUGCACUGUGCUUGUUUUGCAUUCCCAGAUCUACUGUAGUCAAUGUUACAUCCUGUAUACUUGAGUCUGGUAUAUGUUUGGGUAACCAAUGCCACAUUAUAUUUUUCCUAACAUAGAAAUAUUGUUGGAUGCCCUUUAACUUUAUUCUACUGAUUUUAAAUUUAACAGGGGGAAAAGUAGUGGAAAGCCUUUUGUGGUGUUAAAUAUUUGAGGGCAGUAGAGAUGUCAGUUUAUUAAAAGAUGUGACAACAGAGAUAUUAAAGCUGAUCAGUCAGGUAGGGUCCUGUAUACUUCCUCCCUCUGUCCAUGUGUGCUCCCUCUUGUGUGUGCAAAUGUCCGUGCGCAUGCUCUUGUGUGCGGCCUAUUAUCCGCCUGCUUCUCUUGUGACGUUAGGGUUUAAUGACUUGUAAAGAUGCAUCAACCUUGUUUGUGUUGCGUUGUUGAAGACUGGAUCAGUCAAAUAAAAGGCAAGAACACCAGA
Molecule: messenger RNA, 2922 nt
Organism: Electrophorus electricus (electric eel)
Lineage: Eukaryota; Metazoa; Chordata; Actinopteri; Gymnotiformes; Gymnotidae
Gene: pkma
Product: pyruvate kinase M1/2a
Biological process (GO): glycolytic process
Molecular function (GO): pyruvate kinase activity; potassium ion binding; magnesium ion binding
Source: RefSeq, a predicted model, not a curated record